Metschnikowia bicuspidata var. bicuspidata NRRL YB-4993 is the source of this 1380-nucleotide messenger RNA. RefSeq lists its product as uncharacterized. The record is from RefSeq and is a predicted model, not a curated record. NCBI's taxonomy places the organism in Eukaryota, Fungi, Ascomycota, Pichiomycetes, Serinales, Metschnikowiaceae. Gene Ontology annotation, biological process: protein folding. Gene Ontology annotation, molecular function: protein disulfide isomerase activity. Bases 17 to 1186 code for a protein of 389 amino acids. The transcript has a single exon. Gene Ontology annotation, cellular component: endoplasmic reticulum.
GACAGCAGAGUCAAACAUGAAACUAUCGUUAAUUUUCCUCUUUGCAUUCGCCACAGCCUCGUCUUUGAUACGUGUCAAUGACAAAAACUUCAAAGAUGUUGUACUCCUGUCCGGAAACUUCACGUUGGUAGAUUUCUAUGCCGACUGGUGUCGCCAUUGUAUGAAGCUCAUGCCCACCAUUGAACAACUCGCUGAAUUAUAUGCUGACGUGCCAAAUGUUCAGAUCGCCAAAAUAAACGGAGAUGCGGAUGGGCGCAAAAUGACAAGAAAGUACAAGAUCCCUGGCUUCCCUAGUCUUCUCAUGUUUCAUGGCGAAGAUGAGCCUGUUGAAUUUGAAGGCAUGAGAGACUUGGACUCCAUCAGUAACUUUGUACAGCAGGUUUCUGGUGUUAGGCUCGGUAGUUCUGACGAGGAAGAAUCGUCAGAGUAUGAAGGUCCUUCCAAGAUUGUUGAAGUGAAUGACGAGUCUUUUCAGCAGGACGUUCUUCAGGCAAGUCACAAGACCGUGGUUGCUUUCACAGCCCCUUGGUGCCAAUUUUGCCAGAAGUUUAAGCCAGUCUUGGCCAAGUUGGCAAACCAAAUAUAUGCAGAAGAUGGAGAGACAAUCAAAUUCGCGGAGGUCAAUCUCGCGGAGGAGAACAAGGCGCAUGUGUCCAAAAUCGUGGGCCAGUUUGGUGUUUCACUGUUGCCUACGAUUCUUCUAUUUGACCCCAGUAAGACCGAUGACGAUGGGCUCAGGAGACCUAUGCCAUAUACCGGUGAACGGAGCUUGGGAGCCAUGGUUGACUAUGUGAAUGACAUUGCAGGUUUAUACCGAAACGAGAGCGGGAAUCUCACACACCAAGCAGGCAGGAUCGAAAAACUUGAUGAGGCAAUUCGGUCCAUUUCCGAAGACUCAAAGGAUGCUGUUCUCGAUGAGAUAGAGUCCUUGAAAGAGAGUCUUGUGCAGUUUGGCAAAGAUGGUUUGGUGCAAGCAGAGGAUGUCUGGCUCCGAGACGACGUCUCUAUGCUUUCAUACUAUUCCAAAUUGGCCGUCAAAGUUGCCUCUGGGGACGGGGCUUAUGUCUUAAAAGAGCUUGCCAGAUUGGAGAGAAUCAUCACCAAGAAUGCCCGGGACUUGGAGAGGAGCGCACGCGACUACAUGCAAAAGAGGAUCAACAUCUUGAAAGCCUAUCUUGACCAGUAAGUCAGACGGUUUCUCCAGGCGUGCCAUGGACGCACCUACAUAGAGGAUUCUAAAUCAACAUAUUUAUGUAAACGUACUAAGAUCUGGCUGGCAUGUAAGCGUGGGAGCUUUACCAUUCUAUGGCCUUGAACUUUUGCACCUGUCUGACCUUAUUCGGCCACACCUUGCCGUCUCCAAUCACACACUCGUCGAUG